CCCAAACGUCGCAGAUCAAGUACAGAGGAGAAAGAUGUCUCUAUAGCGAAGAGAGCCCGUACCCGCGACCCAAAUGAUCAUCUCUCCUCCCUCUCCGACGAACUGCUAAUCCGCAUUCUUCACCUCCUCCCAAUCCACACCCUCCUAAACUGCCAUUUUCUCUCUCACCGUUUCUACCGCCUCUCCUCCGACUCCCAAAUAUGGAAGAACCUCUACUACAACCGCUUCGUGCUCCCUCGCGCGUUACGCAUCCCGGGAAUCCGCGACUUAUCCCGGAAAGAGGAUUUACAUUUCUCCAGUCGGAAGAGUAAAUGGUUGGAUGAGAGUAGUCUUCUAGAGAGGAAAGAUGGCGGUAUGACGAAUUGGAAGAGGCAGUAUAAGUUGAGGCAUAAUUGGAGUAUUGGUGCGUGUGAGGUGCAGGAGAUUAGGGUGAAGGAUGGGGUGGGAGAGAGGGAGAGGAUGUUGGUUAAGCUUGCCGAGGGAUGUGUGGUUACAGCUGAUCGGGAAGAUGGCUUGAGAGCUUGGGAUUUGAAGGGGAAGGGACUUAUCGCGAAGAUGGGGCUGGGGGAAAGGGAAGUGCCGACUUGUUUGGCGGUUGAUGAGCAGGAAAGUGAUGGGUUGGGCAUUGCUGUGGGGUUUGAGGAUGGUGGGUGGGGAACUUGGAGGUUGAUUGCUGCUUCAAAGGAGUUUGUCGAGGUUUACAGACAUCCGGCGAGUAGUAAUGGAACGCUUGGUGCUGUUGCGUAUGGAUAUCCGUAUGUUCUUACUAUUACAGAAGGACAAUUGCUGUCUCUGUACUCCUUCACACCAGCUCCUAUACCGGACGAGCCAACUUUUGAGGACGAAGCUGGCGAACAACCUUCUGAAUCAUUUACAACGAAAGAAAGCACGUCCUCAGUAACGACACUUGCCGCAGUUCCCAAUGUCCCAGACGAUACACCACACCCCCGUCUUCUCGCUUCCCUCAAAUCUCACACUUCAUGGCCACCACUUUCCCUCUCAAUCCGUACAACACCAAACACUCUCAUCGCAAGCAUAGCAUACUCUCUGCCAACCUAUCUUUCGGGUUAUACCAUCGGUGUCCAAGAACUACAUCUCUCACUCAUCACUGGCCUGGUAACUUUCUCACGCCUCACAUCAGCUCUACCUCAAGGCUUUUCUUCCAUCCAUCCUUCCAGUUCAUCAAGCUCACCAAAAAAUACUCGCCCAACAACACUCUCCUAUUCACAUCCCUAUAUCCUGGCUACCCAUCCAGACAACACACUGACGCUCUAUCUUUGUACUUCAACUUCCUCCAACCUCUCUAUAACGCCAGGCACAAAGUUAUGGGGCCACACGAGCGAGGUCUCUGCAGCGGAGAUCACACCAAGGGGCAAGGCG
Messenger RNA from Mollisia scopiformis, 1380 nucleotides. RefSeq lists its product as uncharacterized. The record is from RefSeq and is a predicted model, not a curated record. The transcript is spliced from 2 exons. The annotation marks the transcript as partial. Lineage: Eukaryota; Fungi; Ascomycota; Leotiomycetes; Helotiales; Mollisiaceae. Gene Ontology annotation, molecular function: protein binding.